AUGCUACAUUCUCCUUCUCACCAAAGCCCGAACCCGAAUCCAAUCUGGGACGAGCAACGCUGGAUCAUCUACAUUCGUCAAGCAUUGGACCACGAAGAUGAUCUCGACCAAGAAUCCCACAUCCCUGUCUCAAUCUUCAACGUCCCAAAAUUCCUCAUGCGCACCAGCCCGGAAUCCUACGUGCCACAGCUAGUAGCGUUAGGCCCGUACCACCACUCUCGGCCCGAACUAUACGAGAUGGAAAUGCAUAAGCUCUCCACAGCCAAAAGAUCGCAAAAAGCUUCCCCGGGCCUCAAAUUGCACAACCUCGUCGACCAAUUAUCCCGGGCCGAGCACAUGUUUCGGGCCUCUUAUCACAAGUUCCUCAAUCUCAACGGCGAAACCUUAGCUUGGAUGGUGGCCGUGGAUUCGUGCUUCUUGCUGGAUUUUCUCCAGAGAAAAACAGGAAGCGGCCGUAAGACGGGCCUUCAUGAUGCAAUCCUUAGAGAUAUUGUGAUGUUGGAGAAUCAAAUCCCACUAUUUUCGUUGAAGAAAACGCUGGCAUUCAUCUCGGGCUCAACGGACGGAGUGGAUGAUCGUCUCUACGCCAUGGCGGUCGGGCUCUGCACAGACUCCUCCCCUUUGAUGAUCCAAGAAUCGAAUGGCGUUGAUCAGAUCAACAAAUCCGCUCAUCUCCUAGAAUUCCUAUACAACAUGAUCCUCCCACACCUCCAAGAAUCAUUCGAAACAGAACUAGACAACGACGAAGAAGGCCCGAAUAAGGCUGCUCCCGCCAAAACAGGCCCGUUUAGUUUGAUCAAGAGGCUAGUGUUGUCGAAACCGGUCAACAUCAUCCUCACAUUGCCUUGGAAAAUCAUUUCCAAUCUUCCAGGCAUACUAAUGCUGAAACAGGUCGAGUACUUCUGUUUCUCUCGAAAUACAGGAGACCAGAAUAACAACAACAACAACAGUAAUCAUUUACUGAUGGAUGAAAUCACAAUCCCUUCGGUGACUGAGCUCUCCAACGCGGGAAUUGAAUUCGCAAGGACGGAUAAAGGCAUUCCAGGCAUAGAUUUCGACAAAGAAACAGCUACAUUCCAUCUCCCAUCGCUGUCGGUCGAUGUAAACACUGAGGUGGUGAUGAGGAACCUCGUCGCGUACGAGGCCUGUGGAGACGCAUCGCAGCCCUUGAUCUUCACGCGGUACACGGAAUUGAUGAACGGGAUCAUCGACAGCGAGGAUGAUGCAAGGAUUUUGAGGGAAAAGGGGAUUGUUUGGAACUACUUGAAGAGCGAUCAAGAUGUGGCUGACUUGUGGAAUGGCAUGAGCAGGUCGAUUAGAAUGACGAAAGUGCCCUUGUUGGAUAGAGUCAUUGAAGAUGUGAACAGUUAUUACGACGGUAGAUGGAAGGUUAGGAUAGCAAAGUUUGUGAGUAGAUACGUUUUUGGAUCGUGGCAGUCGAUCACGUUAAUGGCUGCUUCUAUGCUGCUGUUUUUUCAUAAAGAAAGUGAAAAGGAGAAAAAUGAGAGGAAGGAGAAAGAGUGCCAGCGCCGCAUUGCCGCCUGUGCGAUUUUCCUUCAAAAAUAA
This is a messenger RNA of Salvia hispanica, 1566 nucleotides long. Its product is annotated as putative UPF0481 protein At3g02645. The record is from RefSeq and is a predicted model, not a curated record. NCBI's taxonomy places the organism in Eukaryota, Viridiplantae, Streptophyta, Magnoliopsida, Lamiales, Lamiaceae.